CAAAAAAAAGUAUUUUUGUGAAUAUUUUUCGCCAAGUGUGCAAUUUUUUAAUCAAAUAAGCAGGAAAAACGAUGGCUGAUGAGGAAAAUCAGAAGGUGGCAGGCCAUAAACCUGCAGUGAAAGUUGGUGGGAUGAGGGUGGUUCAGCACAAGAACCCCACUGGAGAGAAGACUUCCGGUGAUAGUCCAGAAGACACCACUGGAUUGGCUCCUGCUCCAACAAUUCCCAACUCACAAAUUGUCAGUGGGGCUCACACAAGAGGACAUUCCGAAUUCAGUCCAGAAGCAGCUCAGGUGGCGCAUUCGCCAAAACCCCCAAAUCCGGUGUCGAUUAAGCCCCAGAUGAAUAUACAGCAACCCCGGAAGUAGAUGCAAACCAGUGCUCGGAUCUUUUUUUUUCCAUUUUUUCUUUUACAUGCAUUUUACUUGGAUUUUGUUACGGGAAAAAAAUAACAAUAAAUUACCCAGCUAUUUGAAAUUA
This is a messenger RNA of Lutzomyia longipalpis, 480 nucleotides long. RefSeq names its product death-associated protein 1. The transcript is spliced from 3 exons. The record is from RefSeq and is a predicted model, not a curated record. Gene Ontology annotation, biological process: apoptotic signaling pathway; negative regulation of autophagy; cellular response to amino acid starvation. Gene Ontology annotation, molecular function: death domain binding. Lineage: Eukaryota; Metazoa; Arthropoda; Insecta; Diptera; Psychodidae. The coding region runs from base 72 to 368 and encodes 98 amino acids.